CCCAACUGGUAGCUUUCCCUGCAGGGAUAUAAAGGAAAAACUUUUUGUUAAAAAUGGCAUUUGAGUAUUUGGUAUACGUUUUAUCCCAAGAUGAGGAGAUAAUAAGUCCUUCAUCAGUAGAUAGACGUUUGCUUCGAGAAGUGGACAGCCCUUUCCACUUGGCUGCAACUGAGUUUCGUAACCUUUACUGUUUAACCCCAGACUUGGUUGAAGAUAUUGUUUCCCAGCUUGAUAGCCAAUUGUGGGGUCGAAGAAUAACUGCGAUAACGGCAGAGAAACAGGUUAUAACUGCCUUGCGAUUCUUCGCAACUGGCUCUUAUCAACGUCCCAUCGGAGAGCAAUGGGGGAUAUCCAUGAGCCAGUCGUCCGUAAGUCACUGUAUACAUUGCGUAACGGAUGCAAUAAACCGCACCAUGUUUUUGGCAAAGGUUAGGUUUCCAAUGACCCAAAUAGAGCGGAAAGCUGCAAAAGAAAUUUUCGCCUCAGCAUCCGCACCAUUUGUAGGAGGUACUAUUGGGGCUAUCGAUUGCACUCAUGUGUCAAUCAUGAGCCCAAAAAAUCAUGAAGAAGCGUAUGUCAACCACCAUGGAUACCAUUCUUCAGUGUGCAAAUGAUAUGUGAUCCAAAUUUAAAGAUAUUGGCUGUCAAUGCUAAAUACCCAGGAGAGCGACGCGAUUCAUUUAUUUGGAGCUCCUCUGCAGCGAAAUUUUGAAAAUGGAAACCAUAACAUGUUUUUUAUUGGUGACUCAGGAUAUCUUUUGGAGCAGUGGUUGAUGACUCCUCUACCAAACUAACCAGAAGGGAGUCCUAAAUUCCGCUAUAAUGAGGCAUUGUGCAAAGCUCGAAACCCAGUCGAGAGACUUUUUGGCGUUCUCAAAGGAACUUGGCGAUGCUUAUCUCAGCAAAGGACUCUUUUGUAUGAUCCUGGAUCUACUGGAAAAAUAGUAAAUGCAUGCACAGUGUUGCAUAACUUGCGAUUGGGUGACCAAACAUACGAUCCCGAGAGUGAGUUCCCAGAGCCAAGGUCAAAUAGCUGUAAUGUAAAUCACGACGCGCCGUCUUCAACAGCAAAACGCGUCCAAGACCGGCUAAUUGCAAAUUAUUUUACAUAAAUAAAACGUUAAUAAAUAAAAAUUCAGAAGAAAUACAAUAAAAUUAC
Messenger RNA from Rhagoletis pomonella (apple maggot), 1159 nucleotides. Its product is annotated as putative nuclease HARBI1. The record is from RefSeq and is a predicted model, not a curated record. The transcript is spliced from 4 exons. NCBI's taxonomy places the organism in Eukaryota, Metazoa, Arthropoda, Insecta, Diptera, Tephritidae. The coding region runs from base 54 to 614 and encodes 186 amino acids.